Messenger RNA from Trichoderma reesei QM6a, 1896 nucleotides. Its product is annotated as phospholipase C. The record is from RefSeq and is a predicted model, not a curated record. NCBI's taxonomy places the organism in Eukaryota, Fungi, Ascomycota, Sordariomycetes, Hypocreales, Hypocreaceae. Gene Ontology annotation, molecular function: hydrolase activity, acting on ester bonds. The coding region runs from base 13 to 1896 and encodes 627 amino acids. The transcript is spliced from 3 exons.
CCGUCAGACAAGAUGCCUCGCUUCGUGACUCUUGCGCCUGCGUCGGCGACGUUGAUGGCCGUCAUCGGCCUUGCGAGUGCAGGCAGCCUCAAGGACAUUGACCAUGUCGUCCUCUUCAUGCAGGAGAACCGUGCCUUUGACCACUACUUUGGCACAAUGGCCGGCGUCCGAGGCUUCGCAGACGCGAACCUGCAGAUGAACGACGGCGUCCCGGUCUGGAAACAAGUGACAAACUCGCAACUGACCAACGAGACCGACUACGUGACUCCCUUCUACAUCAACUACCUCGGCGGCAACUGGACUGAAGCAACGCAGUGCAUGGUCUCGGGGAGCAACAGCUGGCAGGAGAAUCACGCAGCAUGGAACUCUGGCCGCAAUGAUCGCUGGGCCGUGGACAACAGUCCGUACAGCAUCGGCUUCUACAAGCGGCAGGACAUUCCGAUUCAGUUUGCCUUGGCGGAUAGUUUCGUCGUUGCCGACAUGUACCAGGAAGCUAUCGUCGCCGCCACGAAUCCCAACAGAGUGACCUGGCUCUCCGGCAGCGUCAACGUCCCCGGCGGCCCUCAAACCCCAGACCAGGGCGGGAACCCGUACAUCGACAACAACAUCACGCCGGGUUGCGAGCCCGGCGGCUUCAACUGCUACCCGCUCAAGUGGAAGACGGUGGGCGAGCACUACGAAGACGCGGGCGUGACAUGGCAAGUCUUCCAGGACGCGGACAACUUCGACGACAACUCGUACGCCCGGUUCCAGCAGUUCCAGGACGCCGAGCCGGGCUCCAGUCUCUACGAGAGGGGCAUGAAGGGUCUUUCGCUCGACACGUUCUACGCAAAGGCUGCCAACGGCACACUCCCCGAAGUCUCUUACAUCGUGGCUCCCAUGGAGCUUUCGGAGCAUCCCCCGUAUUCUCCGCAUGAUGGCGCCUGGCUGCAGCACCAGGUUGCCCAGGCCGUCCUCAACUCACCAAAGUACAACAGGACGGCCCUCAUGAUCUCGUACGACGAAACGGGCGGCUGGUUCGACCACGUCGACCCCUAUCGCUCUCCCAGGGACACCGCCGGCGAAUGGAUCGAUGAUCCGUACGGGCAGGUGGGCUAUACCUUUGUCGGGCCCGGCUUCCGGCUGCCGUUCUACAUCAUCUCGCCCUGGACGCGCAACGGCGGCGUGUUUUCCGCUCACAGCGACCACAACUCGCAGAUUCUCUUUGUGGAGAAGUGGCAGGCCGCAAAGGGCCGCAACGUCACGACGGAAGAAAUGGUUUACUGGCGCCGUAGCCACAUGUCCGAUCUGGUCGAUGCCUUUGACUUUGACCACCCCGACUACUCCAUCCCACAACUCCCUGAGCCGCAGACCCCCCAUACGGAUUCCAACGGAGUGUACGACGGCUCGUCGUACUGCCAGUCCUUGUACUCGGAGGUCCAGCCACCAGUUCCUUACACUGGCACCGGGGUGAUUGCCGACUUGACGACUCAGGUCGAAAGGGGGUUCAAGCCGCUUCGUGGAAUGCUUACCGAAGGCCGCCACCUCGUUCUCGAAGCAAACGGCUUCGCACUCACCCAAAAGACGUCCUUUUUAGGCACUAUUGUCCUCAGUAGGGCGACUGAGCGACAUGAUGCUCCUUCUCAGAGGUGGAUCGCACAUGCGGUGACGGUUGGAGGGGAUGAAUUUACGCUUUCGGACGAUAGUGGACGGAACUACAUCUGUGACAACGGGCAGCUCUGCAGUGAUGCUGGGAAGGCCGUUGUGUUCACGGUGGGUUACAAGUCUGGAAAGGGGUAUUCGUUUGGAGUGAAGGGGACGGGACGGUAUUUGGGUGUUGGGGGAAGGGGGGCCUCGAGUUAUGCUUCUCUGAAUGGGGGAUUGGGAUACUGGAAGGUGUAUAGCGUGAGCUACUGA